Molecule: messenger RNA, 4142 nt
Organism: Rhinichthys klamathensis goyatoka
Lineage: Eukaryota; Metazoa; Chordata; Actinopteri; Cypriniformes; Leuciscidae
Gene: myripa
Product: myosin VIIA and Rab interacting protein a
Exons: 16
Coding region: 35-3745 (1236 amino acids)
Biological process (GO): intracellular protein transport
Cellular component (GO): cortical actin cytoskeleton
Molecular function (GO): myosin binding; actin binding; small GTPase binding
Source: RefSeq, a predicted model, not a curated record
GGCAGGUAUCUUAUUAGCUCUGUAGAGGUGAAGGAUGGGGAGUAAACUGGAUCUCUCUGGUCUGACGGAUGUGGAGGCUGAGCAUGUGAUGCAGGUGGUGCAACGGGACAUGCAGCUGCGCAAGACGGAGGAGACGCGGCUCAUUGAAAUGAAGAAGGCGCUGGUUGAGGAGGGCAGUCGGUCUGUUCUGCUGUCACGGCAGCACAGGUUUAAUGAGCGCUGCUGCAUCCGUUGCUGUUCUCCCUUCACCUUCCUGCUCAACCCCAAGCGUUCCUGCCUGGACUGUUGUUACAACGUCUGCAAGGGAUGCUGCACCUACAGUAAGAAGGACAAAGGCUGGCUGUGCUCCGCCUGCCAGAAGACUAGGCUACUGAAGACCCAGUCACUGGAAUGGUUCUACAAUAAUGUGAGAAGGCGUUUUAAAAGGUUUGGCAGUGCUAAAGUGUUAAAGAACCUCUACAGGAGGCAUGCGGCCGAGCGUGGAGUGCUAGCAGAGCCUACAGAGGGGAGCACUUAUGAGGAGAGCAUCUGCAAUGAAAGUAGCGUGUAUGAGAGUGACUCCACAUUCUACAGACAAAGUGAAGAGCACAGCAUGGCGGAGACUAUUAGUGUGGCAAUGCGUGUGGCAGAAGAGGCCAUAGAUGAAGCCAUUGCUAAGGCUGAGAGCCAGACUGACAGUCAAGAGAAGCAGAACGAAGCUCAUUAUCUGCGAGAGAACAGAGCAGAGCUGAUAGAGGAAUUGGCCAAAACAAUAGUACAGAAAAUUGUCCACCGGAGGAUGGAUCCGUCUGAGAUUCAGUCUGAAUGUAAUCUGGACCUGUUGCCUGACCAGAACAAUGAUGGGACCUCUCCUGAUCAAACCCAGAGUGCCUUCGAUGCUUAUCUCUGGAGGUCUUACUCAGCUUUCUGUCUCUUGACUGAUGAGAAAAGAGACCAGCAUGCUAACACUGGGUCAAGGCCUUCAGCUUCUAAAAGUCAUGCUCUGGAAAUGAAGAAAGAAGAAACGAUGCCUGUCCAGGCCAUGCCUAGCUGGAGGAGUGUUGACCGACUGGACAAUUCCAUGUUACAGAGUCCUGAUGGGAACUGGAUUGCUUAUCAGAGCAACUUGCUCUCUCGACCGAGCCUUUUAACUAAGCGCAAAAGUCUUGUCUACAGCGUCUUAGAAAGGGAGUCUGGCGUGGGGUCAGCUUACGACGAAAUGGGCUCCGAAACAGAGCCCGAAGCUAAUGGAGGCUAUGGCGCUGCACUAGUAGAGUUUCGUCGUAAAAUGUCUGCCAAUAAGCAGUUGAGUUACACAGAAUCCUACAGCCGACAAGCAACCUUGCCUUUGGAUGCACAAGCACAAAAUAUCACUGCACACACCUUGAAUGCUGACACCGAGAACUCAUCAGGACCGGAUGGACCAAUGCCCAAGUCCCACAAAAAUAUGCUGCCCUUCCUGAAGAGAAAAGUGCCACUAGAACAGAGGCGACUCUCAUCCGCCCGCCUUUCGAACAUCAUGGAUGUUAAUUCCAACCCAGGAGGGGCUGAAAGCAGUGAGGAUGGUCUAGAGGACAGCAGGGUCAAGAGAUCACGACGAAGGAGGAAAAAUAAGAGAGAGGAGGCAGAGUGGAAAGGACAGUCAGUAUUGUCUUUGGCUGUACCGGAUUCCAAUAGCCAACUCUCAGAUUCUCUGGUGAAGAGUCGUCAUGUGAAACAAGACUUGCAUGGAAAAAGACCAUGUGAUCAUGCUCUGGAAGAUGACACUUCAGACACUGCUACCCCUGACAUCUUGAGCUCUGGAGCUGUGACCCCUGAUCCAUUUGGACCUGAUCUCAGUUCUCCUAGUAAUUCGAAUUAUAGAGCCCUUGGUGUGGUUGGAUCUUUAGAUCAGCAGUUGACUUCCAAACUGAAAGAGCUGACCAGUCAAGUCAGAGAAACACAACUUUCCUCCACUGAGGAUGAAUUGGACAGGUUGGAGUAUCAAAUGUGGGAUGAAGAUGAUGAAACAAAAGCAAAAGUGGGAGAUGAAGUCAUGGGAGAUGCUUUAUUGAAGAUUGAGGCUGUUGCAAAAGAAAGAUCAAAUGAAAUUGAAGCCACAAAUCAAGUAAGGAGAACUGAGAUGUUGAAAGAAGAUGAUCUGACUUCCAAACUCAGAGAGUUGACCAGUCAGGUCAGUGAGACACUACUUUCCUCCACUGAUGAUGAACUGGACAGGUUUGAGCAUCAAACUGUAAAUGAAGGCAUACAUCAAUCAAUGAUAACUGAGAUGCUGGUGGUAGAUGACAGAACAGAUGGAGACAAAAUAUUACAACGUUACAAAAAAACCCAAAAUCAUGUAGAGAAGAUGGUUGAAAAAGCAGAAGAAGAGAGAUCAGAGAAAAAGCAAAAGGACACUGUGGCAGAGCAGGACAUUAGUAAGCAAAAGGAUACGAAGGAGACGCAAAUGUCAGAAGAAAUGAGCUCAGGGAGCCAAAAACAGACACCCGCAGAGACAGAUGCUCAAAAUGAGAACGCUAGUGAGAGAAGUGAAGAGACAAAGAACAAGAGAGAAGUUCAGACUGAAAAGAGAAAAGCAGAAAUAAAAGAUGGUGGAAAUGUGGUUGAAGGUCAGCAGAGCAGAGCUGAGAAUACAGAGAUGAUCGAUCAUAUUGAGAAGCGGGGACAGGCCUUAUCCUCUGAACUGGCUUUGAAUAGAUUUAUAAGUGAAGAUGGAAACAUGGAAUUUGAUAGGAUCAUCGAUGCUGUAGCGAAGGCUUUGGAUGACAUGGAAGAUAACAUAGAAGCUUACACCAGUGAGGGGGUAUUUUUAGACAGGGAGGGAAGUGAGGGAGAGAAACUAGAGAUGAAGGAAGAGAAGGAGAAUAUAACUGAACAAGACAUGGAUGGCAAGACAACAUUUGAGGUAUGCUUUGUUGGUGGACAAUUGAAGAAGGUACAGGGAAAAAAAAUGAAGGAAGAGGGCAAAAUCAAUGAAUUUGUGGCACUAAAGAACCGCAGGGAAUAUUCUGAGAAGACAGAAGACAAACAAUGCAUCACAUCAUCAGAAGAGAGAGUUCAAAAGAAAGAUGGCAACAGUCAAGGUGACGUGGUUAAAAUGAAGGAGCAGAGGAACAAGGACACAAUUCAGCACAGCGCCCCAUCUGGUCAGGGGGAAUAUCUGUCACCAGAGGAGAUCUACAAGGAUGCACACGUGCUGGACAAAGAGAAAAACCUAAAUUGUAUCUCCAGUAUACUACAGCAGAAGUACUCGGCUGUAUCACUGCGCAGCAUCACCUCCGAGGUGCUGAAAGUACUGAACGCCACUGAGGAUCUGAUUCACGGAUCAAUGGGAGACGGACAAAGCCAAACAGACCGCAGUGACGUCUCAAGCAUUCCCCCUGCCGAGGCCAGAAGACUGGACGAGCAGCUUAGCAGACUGGAGGAGAACGUGUAUGUGGCGGCAGGUACAGUGUACGGGCUUGAGGCUGAACUGGGGGAUCUGGAAGAGUGUGCGCGCAGCAUCGGUGGAUCCACCACCGAAAGAGAGCUGGCUCAUCUGGAGGACCAGGUGGCCUCUGCAGCAGCCCAGGUGCAGCAGUCUGAGCUCCAGGUUUCAGACAUUUCCUCAAGAAUUGCGGCUCUGAAAAAUGCAGGUCUUAAUGUAACUCCACAGACACAAUUUACCAAGGUCAAGACUGUAAAAACCAAGACACAAACCAUCAGCUCAUCUCGGAAACUGAGGAGGCGACUGCCAGCACCUCCAAUACAAGAUAAAGAAGCAUAAAGAGGAUAGAAGGAGACAUCAGCAAGCAUCAUCGCAAAGUUAAAUACGGUAACUAAAAACCUGAAAAGCCACUGAUCACAUGUGCCUUGAAGCUCAUGGGUCAUAGAAAAGAUUUUAUGAACUCAAGCUGUGGUGGGAUAGAUUCAAAUGACUGAUGUAUCGCUCAUGCAGUGAUGCCAUAUUACACAAACACAUAGCUCUUAGAUCAGGUUGCUUUAUUACCUCUCGCUCAUCCAUACUAGUGUCUGAAUUAUUUCGAAAUAGUUACUGAAAUGUAAUAACUAAGUAAAUGUAAGAUGUAAAAUUAUGAUGUGGAGCUUUGUUUGGGCAUUUUGACCAUUACUGUGAAUCAAACUCAUCAUUCAAUUAAACUUUUAAUAAUAAUAAUUAAAAAAAU